AAUACCCCAACAAAGCAUUUGCUGCCAUGUCCCAUACCAUACAUAACACCAAGUAACAACUUUUGUUUCUCCUUUAACUUCUUCUUCUUCUUCUUCCUCCAAACAUCUUUUGUCUUUUUCUUUCGAUUUUAAGCGAUAAACGUCACCAUGAAGCAAAAGAUGGUAGUGAAGGUUACCAUGAAGGGCGAGAAAUCCCGCUCUAAGGCGUUGAAAAUUGUAGUUGGUCUCUCAGGGGUGGAGUCGGCUUCGUUGAAAGGCGAUGACAAGAGCCAAAUAGAGGUAACAGGGGAUGGUGUGGAUGCAGUUAAGCUAACCAGUCUGCUAAGGAAGGGCGUGGGGUACGCCGAGCUGGUCAGCGUCAGUGCCGCUGAUAAGAAGGAUGAUAAGAAAGACGAGACGAAGCUACCGCCACCCUUCUACUAUUAUCAGUGUCAACCGGUGCCUCCGUACGGAUACGUCGAAAACUAUGGACCCUCUUGCUCCAUCUUGUAAUCACAGACACACGAAAUUUUACACUUCACAGUCGACAACAACAAAUGAUAUAUAUAUAUAUUACUUGGCUUAAAUUCCUCAGUUCCUGUUCACCUCAAAAUUAGACCUCUAAUUUCUGUGUUUCCUAUGCAAUUAUUUUUGUUGUUGUGUUUUCAUUAUUGAAAAAGAGAGAUUGGGUUUCAAAGUUAGAAA
This is a messenger RNA of Gossypium arboreum, 684 nucleotides long. Its product is annotated as heavy metal-associated isoprenylated plant protein 46-like. The transcript has 3 exons. Lineage: Eukaryota; Viridiplantae; Streptophyta; Magnoliopsida; Malvales; Malvaceae. Gene Ontology annotation, molecular function: metal ion binding. Bases 148 to 492 code for a protein of 114 amino acids. The record is from RefSeq and is a predicted model, not a curated record.